AUGGGAAGAGCUGCACAUUCAUCAUCUUCUUCAAUAGAUAGCAGCAGCCAUCCUGAUCUUCUUCUUCCUGUGCCUGCUGGCUCAUCAUCUUCUUCCACUCUUUCUCAGAAAAUCAAUGGCAAUUAUGGUAACAGUCAUAUCAACACAAGAACAGAUUUGAGCACUGAUCUAAGACUUGGCCUCAGCAUCUCCCCCUCUCAUCACAGUGACUUGUCUUCCACUUCAACCCCAGGGGAGGAAGCACUGAUAAACUGGCCACCAAUCAAAUCUAUCUUGAGGAGCAGACUUGCAGGAAAAGCAGACCAUCCCUCCUUAUUUGUGAAGGUCUACAUGGAAGGCAUUCCAAUUGGUAGAAAACUGAAUCUGUUUGCACAUGAUGGCUAUGCUGCUUUGAUUACAACUCUUAGCCUCAUGUUCAAGGCCACCAUUCUAUGUCCUGAGGAAAAUCAUGUUCAUUCAGACAAAUAUCAUGUGCUGACUUAUGAAGAUCAAGAAGGAGAUUGGAUGCUGGUUGGAGAUGUGCCUUGGGAGAUAUUCUUGACAACUGUGAAAAGAUUGAAGAUCACCAGAGCAGACAGAUGUUAG
Prunus armeniaca (apricot) is the source of this 585-nucleotide messenger RNA. The record is from the annotation of a GenBank genome assembly. Lineage: Eukaryota; Viridiplantae; Streptophyta; Magnoliopsida; Rosales; Rosaceae.